Molecule: messenger RNA, 396 nt
Organism: Dovyalis caffra
Lineage: Eukaryota; Viridiplantae; Streptophyta; Magnoliopsida; Malpighiales; Salicaceae
Source: the annotation of a GenBank genome assembly
AUGUUCUUUGCCGAAUUAAUAAGAAAAACGGAGGAGGAGGAAAAUAAACAGGCUAUCCAAGGAACAAAUGACAUUGCAGCUGAUACAGUUGAAGGCAUUCCCAACCAGAACCUAAUAAUUGUCUUUUGCGGCCGGUGGAAAACCACAUGGAGCACUCCUCAACAAGCAACGUUUCAGCAGAUGGAAUCUGUCAGAAAGAAUUAUAAUCCUAUCGUUGGAGAUUAUUCGAGGAUGACAUAUACAUUUAAGGCAGGUACAUCCCCUACAGCACCUAGUGCCUCAAAUUCGGUGAAAGCUGAUCUUGGAUUCAUGGGCAAGGUCUUGUUUUACGGCCAGUUUUUGCGUCAUCGUCAGGCCUAUAGAUGUUCAGUGAACCUUGGAAUAAUGAGCCGAUGA